AUGGCCAAGGACAAGGAGCGGUCCAUGAACCCCGCUGCGGCGCAGCGGAAACAAGACAAGCAGAAGAGUCUGAAGAAGGGCAAGGCGGAGGCGCUGGCACGCCGGAAUGAGAAACUUGCCCGCCGCAAUCCAGACCGCAUUCAACGGCAGAUCAACGACCUCAAGUCGAUGGAGGAGUCGGGUCAACAAUUACGACCACGCGAUAAGGAGGUCCUGGAAGCGCUCGAGCGCGAUCUACGGGCAGUUUUGAAAGCCCGGGAGGCGUUGGGCGACAAGGCACCCAAUUUCAGCCAAGGCGGGCGCGACGGCCAUCAUGGCCCCCGGAGGGAUGGAGGAGAUAACAUCUUGGGCAAGCGGAGGCGAGACGCCGGCUCCGGGCGACACAAGGACGAAAGCGAUGGCAGCGAGACGGACGAGGAUGUGCGGAGGAUACCAAUGCCGCGGGAUACGCCCCCACCCAUCCCCCGCGAUCACCAGCGGAAGCGAGGGCCAGCGAAUAACGAGGACUCGGAGCCUCGUGGACCGCAUGCGCUGCCAUCUAGGCCGCCGGCGGUCGAGGCCAAGACCGUCUACGAGGCGAAGCCAGAGAUCCGGGAUCUGCGGCAGGAAGCCAUCAGUAAGUUCGUCCCUGCGGCGGUCCGGAUGAAACAAGAUUCUAUUCGAGGCACGGGCAAGUUGUUGGAGCCGGAGGAGAUGGACAGGUUGGAGAAGGCUGGAUAUACGGCCGGGCCUGCUGAGGUGCAGUCCAGCAUCCAGGCAGGCCACCCAUCUGCAACGGCAGAGGAGCAGCGGUCGCUGGAGGAAGAAGAGAGGCGGUUUAAUCAAGAGCUCAAGCAUGUUCAGAUCGAAGAGGUUGAAGACGAGGAUGCAUAG
Molecule: messenger RNA, 873 nt
Organism: Penicillium canariense
Lineage: Eukaryota; Fungi; Ascomycota; Eurotiomycetes; Eurotiales; Aspergillaceae
Product: WW domain binding protein 11
Exons: 1
Coding region: 1-873 (290 amino acids)
Biological process (GO): RNA processing
Source: RefSeq, a predicted model, not a curated record